UGGCCGGUCCUGGUAUUUCUGCCGCCACCACCGUGUCAGAAUACUGGGCCAGCUACUCAGCUCUUCUCUGCAGCAGGACCUUACCUGUUCCUCUGUCCAGCGCUGUACAGUCUUCCCACAUUUACAUCUUUAGUCGCUUCUCGCGCAUGCACAGUCCUCAGUCUCUUGGUCAUCCCCUGUACUAUGUCUGCAGUCUCUGGUCAUCUCCUGGACUGUCUGCAGUCUCUGGUCAUCCCCUGGAAUGUGUCUGCAGUCUCUGGUCAUUUGUACUGUGUCCACAGUCUCUGGUCAUCCCCUGUACUGUGUCCGCAGUCUCUGGUCAUCCCCUGUACUAUGUCCGCAGUCUCUUGUCAUCUCCUGUACUGUGUGUGCAGUCUCUGGUCAUUUCCUGUACUAUGUCUGCAGUCCAUUGGUUCAGAAUAUAUUUUUUUCUUUUUUUUCUCC
Molecule: messenger RNA, 444 nt
Organism: Staurois parvus
Lineage: Eukaryota; Metazoa; Chordata; Amphibia; Anura; Ranidae
Source: the annotation of a GenBank genome assembly